Phyllostomus discolor (pale spear-nosed bat) is the source of this 2126-nucleotide messenger RNA. RefSeq names its product Ras related GTP binding B (gene RRAGB). Gene Ontology annotation, biological process: cellular response to starvation; cellular response to amino acid stimulus; regulation of autophagy. Gene Ontology annotation, cellular component: nucleus; lysosome; Gtr1-Gtr2 GTPase complex. Gene Ontology annotation, molecular function: GTP binding; GTPase activity. The record is from RefSeq and is a predicted model, not a curated record. NCBI's taxonomy places the organism in Eukaryota, Metazoa, Chordata, Mammalia, Chiroptera, Phyllostomidae. The transcript has 12 exons. Bases 494 to 1741 code for a protein of 415 amino acids.
AGAUUCCUGAAGGGCGGGCGGUGAGGUCGUAAACAACGCUGCCGGCGGUCUUUCCCGGUAGGGCGGGCUCGGGAACAACGAGCUGGCUGAGGCUUCAUCGCUUAGUGCGUACAUGAGUCUGCUCUUUCUGCCAGGUCUGCUUUGGUCGUCCCCACAUCUUUGCGGGUGAAGUCACCUUUGGGUUUUGAGACCUUGGGGUGUGAGGCCCCAACUCGAGACCUCCCCCUUCCCUCUCUCCCUCCAUCUCUUCCUUUGCAUCACCGGAUCACUUAGCCUUUGAGCCGGCCAGCGUGGCCUUGCCUUGCGGCCAAGUUUAAGGUGGUAAAGGUAACGGUGGGGCAAGCAGCCCCCAGUGGACAAAGGCAAAGGCGCGAAUAGAACAGGCCGAAGGGCCGCGUGCGAUAAAAAUAAGGCGGCUAAGGAGGUGAACAAGGAGAAAAAAAGGCAAAGAGUACUGCGGUUUUAGAAGGGACUGGAAACGACUUGUUGCACGAUGGAAGAAUCUGACUCUGAGAAAAAGAUGGAGAAAGAGAAUGUGGGGCCAAGAAUGGAUCCUCCCAUAGGGGAACCGGAAGGAUCGCUUGGGUGGGUGCUGCCAAAUACAGCCAUGAAGAAAAAGGUGCUGUUGAUGGGUAAAAGUGGGUCUGGUAAGACCAGCAUGAGAUCUAUUAUUUUUGCAAAUUAUAUUGCCAGAGACACACGUCGACUUGGUGCAACAAGGACAGAAAGAAGAAUAGGAGCCUGUGAAGGAGGAUCUGCCAGAGAGGUUGUAGGUGUGACAUCAGAAGCCGAGAGAAGAGAAUUUUUUGAGAAGUGUAGUCAACAGUGUCGUACUGUAGAAGUACUAGACCGUUUACAUAGUCUUCAAAUUAAUAGCAGUUUGAGCACCUACUCUCUCGUAGACUCUGUUGGAAAUACAAAGACAUUUGAUGUAGAACAUUCCCAUGUUCGAUUUCUGGGAAACCUGGUGUUGAACCUGUGGGACUGUGGUGGACAGGACAACUUCAUGGAAAAUUAUUUCACUAGCCAGCGAGACAACAUUUUCCGAAAUGUGGAGGUUCUGAUUUAUGUCUUUGAUGUGGAGAGCCGUGAACUGGAAAAGGACAUGCACUAUUAUCAAUCAUGCCUGGAGGCCAUUCUGCAGAAUUCUCCAGAUGCCAAAAUCUUUUGCUUGGUGCACAAAAUGGAUCUGGUACAGGAGGAUCAGCGGGACCUGAUUUUUAAAGAGCGAGAAGAAGAUCUGAGGCGCCUGUCUCGCCCGCUGGAAUGUUCUUGUUUCCGCACAUCGAUCUGGGAUGAAACUCUCUAUAAGGCCUGGUCCAGCAUUGUUUAUCAGCUGAUUCCCAAUGUUCAGCAACUGGAAAUGAACCUAAGGAAUUUUGCUGAAAUUAUUGAGGCUGAUGAAGUGCUUCUGUUUGAAAGAGCUACUUUUCUGGUGAUUUCUCACUAUCAAUGUAAAGAGCAGCGUGAUGCCCACAGAUUUGAAAAAAUCAGCAACAUUAUUAAGCAGUUUAAGCUGAGCUGCAGCAAGCUGGCUGCCUCUUUCCAGAGCAUGGAAGUCAGGAACUCUAACUUCGCUGCUUUCAUUGAUAUCUUUACAUCCAACACUUACGUGAUGGUUGUGAUGUCUGAUCCAUCUAUUCCUUCUGCAGCUACUCUGAUCAACAUCCGCAAUGCCAGGAAACACUUUGAAAAACUGGAAAGAGUGGAUGGACCAAAGCAGUGUCUUCUCAUGCGCUGAACAUUGCCAAAAGUUGUUUCAGAAGAAAAUUGAAAUACUGUUUCUUAAUCUUAAUGUCGUAUUCGUGUAUGUAGGCUCUGAAAUGUUGUGAUGCUUACCACUUCUGUAUUCCUUCCCUUCAAUCUCCAGUCUUAUAGUUUAACCUUGAAUGUUAUUUACUCAAAUAGCUAGUGAGAAAUUAGAGGAGCUGUCCAUAAAGUUGGUGUGAUGUAAAAGUAGGUGAUAUGUGUAAGUGUUCUGAUAAUAAGGUUCUAAUAGUGUGUUCUGAUAACCUAGUUCCAAUAAUCAUGUGUGCCAAAGUCUCUUCCAAUAUUGUCUUGUAUUCCUUAUCAGAUAGUAACCUAGAUAUUUGGAAUAUUACUCUUUUCUCAGCAUGCAUUAAAAA